AUGGAGAUUCCACUGGAUACACCGAGUUCUCUGAAGCGGAAAAGGGCCCUGUUAGCCUGCAUCCCCUGUAGGGAGCGCAAACGAAAGUGCGAUGGGCGGGACCCAUGUUGUACAUGCACCUCAUGGGGUUACGACUGUUAUUACCUGGCGCGCCGACCUAGGUCCCGCAAAACAAGGGCUUCUACCCCGGAUCCCCAACCCAGGCCCCGGUCUCCACCCCAGGAAACCUCUGGUCCGAACAUUGUCGAGGCCGUUGAGGCCGACCGUGGUGGACUGGUGAGACGCCUGGAGGCCAAUUCAGGGGCUGCAUUUGUCAGGAAGCUUGGCCUCAAAAUCGACCCUGCCAAAGCACCCAAGCUCAAUCUGUUCAGCUGGAAUAUUGGCACCAGGCAACCGGCAUCUCCAAUCACUUCGUCUUCAGCUAUACCGAUUGUAGAGAUCACGUCGCUUGACCACAUGAGGGCUAUGGCCCAGGUUUAUUUUGAGAAAGUCCAUCCAUGUUAUGGAUUCAUCGACCGGGAUGAUUUUUUCGAUCGACUAGAUCUGCGUUGGAAAUCUCCGCUUCUUUGGGACUUAUACGAUAGCACAUUAGCUGGUGUUGCGGCUCUUGGGUGUUUGUUCUCGCUGCGAGAUGCUACAAUCACGGAGCUACAUCUUAUUCGGACAGCUCGCACGGUGCUAGACAUGCAGCAUCUUUCUGGUCCUCCUUCGAUCGAUCUAUUGACGGGAUGGAUCCUGCGGUCUAUCUACCUGCGGAUGACAGACUCGCCACAUUCCACGUGGAUUGCGAGUUCGACGUUAAUGCACCUUGUGGAAGCAUCGGGACUCCACCCAGAAUCACAUUCGGUCCUGCCACCAAGAGUACAGUGCGAUCCGGAUAUUCAAAGACGGCUCGUUGGUGUUGCGCACCAUUUGAACGUGUGGACUUCUUAUGAUCUCGGUCUUUCCCGAGUGUCUUUCCAGAAAAACGAUCUCCCGGCGCUUCCAUCUCCAAAGCCCGGUGACUGUACAGUUGAGGUUCUCCGACUCCUCCCAGUGUCCGUCAGCCUUGACCCAGGCAAAUCGAGAGAUGAGGCAGAUCUCACAUCCACACUUUCCAGCCUUCUUGACGGAACUCACACCCAACCACCAUCUGUCAUGGCACAGUGUAACCUCGUUCUCUGUAUCCUCCGGCGCAUCCAUACCCAAAAUCUUGAUAUCCCUUCCGAGCUCGCGGCGAAGGUGUUGCGACUCUUGAAGAAAGGACUAGGCUGCGCGCGAAGUAUGGUCAUGGACUGCUCUCCUUGGCAUCAAGUUGCCAACGUGCCUUUUCACAUCAUCUGCGUGCUUCUUGUCAUGGACACACGUUCGUCUCUUGCCAUGCUCCCAGAGGCAAUGCAGACCGUGGGGCUAGUUGCUUCCACUUAUGAUACUGAAACGAUGAGGGAGGCUUACAGCACAGCCUGCUUGCUUGUAAUGCUGCAUCAACAACGAAGGAAGGACGAUCUAGCGGUUUUUGGCGAGGCCCUCAACGUGCAUCAGCAAGAAAGACCGCUCGAAUCGCCGCCGCAACUCGAUCCUAGCUCCGAGGAAUAUUCAUGGCUGGGAGCUCUUGUAGCUGAUUUGCCUGGUCUUCAAAGGAUUGAUCUUGACCAGUUUCUGAACGCAGAUAUGAUCGAUACGUCAUUAUUUAGUGGACCUUGA
Messenger RNA from Penicillium daleae, 1683 nucleotides. Its product is annotated as Protein RDR1. Bases 1 to 1683 code for a protein of 560 amino acids. Lineage: Eukaryota; Fungi; Ascomycota; Eurotiomycetes; Eurotiales; Aspergillaceae. The record is from RefSeq and is a predicted model, not a curated record. Gene Ontology annotation, biological process: regulation of DNA-templated transcription; DNA-templated transcription; response to xenobiotic stimulus. Gene Ontology annotation, molecular function: DNA-binding transcription factor activity, RNA polymerase II-specific; zinc ion binding; DNA binding. The transcript has a single exon.